AUUACCCGCACACCCGGACCAGCUCUAAGACAGGCAAGAUGAUGCGAGCAGCAGUUCUAUGUUUGGUGGUGGCUCUAGUGCAGGCAGGGACCGACACCGAAACAGACAAAUGCGAGGAUAGUCACGACAUCUAUCCAGCGGAUGACUGGGCAAACUGGGCACACAAGCUCCAUAGUCUUGCAGAAUGUGGGAAGACCAUAGCAGAUGAUCUCGACACUCUGCGUGGUGAAAUAGCGAGUGGAGGUGAUUGGGACCGAACCAGGGAGAGACUAGAUGAGAUUGUUGAGAAGACUUCUAAGGUAAUAUUCCACGGACGCCUGCUGUAUGGACCGUUGCUCACAAUGCCGGUUCGCUUCCGCUAUACGUAUUGUGGAGAACUGGCCAAGCUUUCUGAGGAAAAAGGUUCAGAGGCAACCGUAGCAGAGCGCCAUACUGCAAUCCUAGCUGACGCCGACUGUUUCUCUUUUUUCGUGAAAGGGGCCUUCACCUUAAAAUGGUUGGAUCCGAAAUACGACAAGAGCCAGCAUAACCGGUUGUUUAUGGUUGCUGUGAGGUAUCUCGUGAGACUUAUGCAUAAAGGCCAUGAGUUCCACAGGGUCCUGUCCGGGCUCACGGGCGGAACGGGCGGAAUGGUUCGGAAGUCUACAGACACUGGCGACCACACCGAUGCGGUUUCGGUCGACUUGAAAAACAACAUUCUUGAGAGACUGAUCAAAGCGCUGAAGUCCAAACCCUGAACCUAUCUGCAUAAUUCUACUAGCUUUUAGCGUAGAUCACAUCAUUACACCUGACUAUUGUGUUUUCUCUGUCUUUCUACAAAGCUUAUCAAUCAUAAGGGGUAGCCUAGUGGUCAAAGCGUUCGCUCGUCACGCCGAAGACCCGGGUUCGAUUCCCCACAUGGGUACAACGCGUGAAGCCC
Messenger RNA from Haliotis rubra (blacklip abalone), 919 nucleotides. RefSeq lists its product as uncharacterized. Lineage: Eukaryota; Metazoa; Mollusca; Gastropoda; Lepetellida; Haliotidae. The coding region runs from base 39 to 737 and encodes 232 amino acids. The record is from RefSeq and is a predicted model, not a curated record. The transcript has 8 exons.